Melitaea cinxia (Glanville fritillary) is the source of this 2119-nucleotide messenger RNA. Its product is annotated as protein O-mannosyl-transferase TMTC1-like. Lineage: Eukaryota; Metazoa; Arthropoda; Insecta; Lepidoptera; Nymphalidae. The record is from RefSeq and is a predicted model, not a curated record. The transcript is spliced from 14 exons. Gene Ontology annotation, molecular function: mannosyltransferase activity; protein binding. Bases 1 to 2112 code for a protein of 703 amino acids. Gene Ontology annotation, biological process: protein O-linked glycosylation via mannose.
AUGGUUCAUGUUUCUGAAAUUAAAUUGUUGUUAAGAGUUGCCGGUGUGGUUGGUCGCGCGGAUGUGUUAGCGUGCGUGUUCUUCCUUCUAUCACUGUUACUGUAUCAUGGGUCCUCGAGUAGGAGGCGAGUGUGGUCAAGCGUGGUUCUAGCUGCUCUAAGCAUGCUGGCGAAGGAAACUGGGCUCACUGCACUUCUAUUCAACUUGAUUUUUGAUAUAUAUCGUAGUUGGAAUAUUCUUUAUUCAUCCAGGUCACCAGCAAAAUGUCGCUGGAAAAGUGACAAUAUGUGGAGUAGAGUAGGCAAGGGUUUACUGGUCCUCGUGCUCUUAGCUGCAGCCAGAUUAGCCCUACUGCAGGGAUCCCUACCAGCUUUCUCCGCACAAGACAAUCCUCCUGCAUUUCAUCCUUCGUUCACGAUCAGGCUGAUGACCUUCUGCUAUUUAGCAGCAUUCAACUGGUGGUUGCUCCUCUGUCCGUGGACUCUCAGCCACGACUGGCAGAUGGGUUCUAUACCACUAAUUACCAGUGGGUGGGAUCCCAGGAAUUUGAUGACAUGCGCUGCUUUAAUAGCACUGCUCGCGCUGUCGUAUAGAUGCUUGAUGGAUCUGGAGCUUCAACGACACACACCUCUGGUCUUCGGUCUGUUGCUUCUGGUGAUUCCUUACCUUCCUGCUUCCAAUUUGCUGGUCACCGUCGGCUUCGUGGUCGCUGAACGAGUACUUUAUAUACCAAGUUUCGGCUCGGUUGUAAUCACGGCAUAUGGGGUGCAGCUGAUCUGGCAGAGGGGUACAGGAGGUCGAAGGUUACUGGUGUUGAGUGUGGCAGUACUUGUCGCUGCUGGAGCUGCAAGGACGUAUAUGAGGAACCGGGAUUGGAGGACUAGGGAAACUUUGCUUAGAGCUGACCUCGCAGUCCUACCACAUAACGCGAAACUGCACUACAAUUUCGCCAAUUUUUUAAAAGACAUGGAACAACAGGAAAACGCCAUCAAACAUUACAAGGAAGCUCUGAAAUUAUGGCCGAGCUACGCCAGCGCUCACAAUAAUCUGGGAACUCUGGUGUUAGCAUCUGGUCGAGCAGAGCAUCACUUCCUUCAAGCGCUGAAAUAUAAUCGUGAUCACGUCAAUGCACAUUACAAUUUAGCUAAACUGUAUAGGAAAAAGAACCGAAUAGCGGAAUCAUUGAAAAUGCUGGAAAGGUGCAUAUCUCUGGAGCCUCGUUUUGUACAAGCACAUUUAGAAUUGCUGCACAUCAUUCCCGAGGAUGAAAAAAGGCCUACUUUAGACAGGCUCUUGGAAUUAGAGCCCAAGAAUUGGGAGCAUUAUCAUCUUUACGGAAAUUGGUUGAAAGGAAGAGGUCUCUGGCCGCUGUCACUAGCGUACCACACAUCAGCGAUACGACUGUCCUUGGACAAAGAUGGUGAACGAGGAGCGUUGCCGUCGCUACGAGCUGCGUGUCUCAUAUUAAGGAGUGCAGGACAAAGGGCUAGACUACUGCAGCUUCUUACUAGGAAAUAUGUGGAUGGACAAUCUAUUUGUGAGGCUUUCAGUGUAUUCUUCCGGGGUGUUUUUGGCACUGGUUCAGUCACAAAUUUUGCUUUAAGCGAUGAAGGACAUACGCCUGCGUUGGACUCGAUUUCAAAGCUGCACAUUGAUAAAAACACAGUAGAAAAGUCUUUAUUACAAUUAGAUAUUAACAAAGGAGCAGGCAGCGAUGGUAUACCUUCACUGUUUUGGCGUGGCGGGGCGCGGGCGGCGGCCGCGUGGCGCCUGCGCUCCGAGCUGCAGGGGCGCGCCGCCAGAUACGCUCGGGCGCCGCUGAUAACAUCGACCUGCCUUCACCACAGCCAGUUGGAAAUCAAUGAACCAAACGUAAAAACAGUGAACGAACAUUCUCGAACAGUUCCUAACCUAGAUGAUAAAAUUAAAGCAAGUUGCCAAAGAAAUACGUAUAAUAAAAAAAGUGUAUCGAUAUCAGCUCAGUAUAAGCCUAUCCAUAAUAAAUCUGAGACUGGUGUCAAACAGAAGAGUUGUCCCUUACAUAAGAAGAACGAAAGAAAAGAACAAAACGCGUUACCGUAUGUGUCAGAUCAUUUGAUAAAGACUUAUUAAUAUUUAA